Molecule: messenger RNA, 2256 nt
Organism: Rhipicephalus microplus (southern cattle tick)
Lineage: Eukaryota; Metazoa; Arthropoda; Arachnida; Ixodida; Ixodidae
Product: kin of IRRE-like protein 2
Biological process (GO): cell-cell adhesion
Cellular component (GO): plasma membrane; cell-cell junction
Molecular function (GO): cell adhesion molecule binding
Source: RefSeq, a predicted model, not a curated record
AUGGGAGAGAAUAAGGGUGGAGUUAAAUCUGUGCACAGUCAGAGAAAUCGAGCACUAACUGGUGCCAUUUUACGCUCGAUCUCUGAUCGCACCUAUGGGAUAGCUAUAAUUGAAACUUUGUUCUCUACUUUCUCGUUGCUAGCACUGGCGCUGGUAGCAAGGCAAGCACUGCUGACCACUGUGAUUUACACCAGCCUGACGGUGGUGACGACUGCUUCACCGGGCCCCGGAGGCUCAGGAGCCAACAACUUCGAGCCGCCAGAGAAGGUGGUUAACCCUGGCGAGAGUCUGAGUAUUCCCUGCUUUCUGGAGACCCCUGGCGGCAGCGUGCAGUGGAUGCGCAAUGGCCACCCCGUCGUGCUUGACGUGGGCUCGGGUGGCGCCGGAGGAGUCAGCCGACGCCAGUGGAACAUCUCUCGCGACGGAACAGCUGCACUCACUAUCACGCAGGUGACACGGGCUGACGAUGGCCUGUGGGAGUGCCGAGAGUUUGGUGACGAUGACUCCGUCAGGAGGGUUACCAAGGUGCUCAAACUGGUCGUCACGGGCGCCCCUGAGGAACCGUUCCUCACUCUGGGAGGCGAGCGACUGCGAGAGGGCUCCCGCGUCACCGUCCAAGAGCGUGAGGAGGUGGACGUCGGUUGCGUGGCGCGUCGUGCCGUGCCAGCCGUCCGACACAUGCACUGGAUGCUGGGAGAGACCAACAUGACCGGGGCCAGCCAGUUGUUCGUCGAGUUCUCUCCGCAGGAGGACUCGUACACCACGCGUAGUGUGCUCAGCCUCAACGCGUCGCGGGACCUGCACGGGCUCCAGCUUUCCUGCCACGUGUACCACGUGUCGUGGCCAACCUCUACGGCCGUCGCCGCCUCGCUCGAUGUUCUAUAUGUGCCGUCCUUCUCGAUCUCCCGGGAGCCGGGCUUCGGUUUCCCUAUCUUGGAGAAGAUGCCCGUUUCAUUGCAUUGCGCUGUGGACUCCAAUCCGCCAUGCGCGCCCCGCUGGCUAAAGGACGACGGGCCUCCUCCCGUACCUCAAAGCCCUGACGGUUACCUCAACUUCUCAGCCAUUGAGCGGCAGCACGCCGGCUGGUACCGCUGUGCCGCUGUCCAUCGCCUAGGAACGUUUGCAUCAUUCGGAUAUUUUCUCAACGUGCGAUACGGCCCUGAGAUCGUCGAUCAGCCGCCGUCUAAAGUGUCGGCCGACUAUGGCGAGCCCGUGCAGCUGGACUGCAAGGCCGACGGCAAGCCGCCCCCUUCCUAUUGCUGGACGCGUGUGCGCUCGGGCCGGCUCGAGAGCAUGGCCUCCGAGAGCUCGCUCCUGCUGGACCCGGUGUUGUACUCGGAUGCCGGCAGCUACCAGUGCACGGCUACAAACCACAUGGGUUGGAAAGAGGAGCGGGCCCGCACACGGGACAUCCUGCUCACCAUCUCAGGGCGGCCUGACGUCAAAGCACUGAACAAAAGCCUGAUGGCAAUCGUGGGAAAACCGGUCAGGAUAUCUGUUCUGGUUUGUGCCAACCCACCGCCGACACGAGCUUAUUGGAUUGUGAGACGCCUGCUGCUCAGUCCCGGGGAAGCGGCUCUCACACAUUAUGUUGCCCAUAACUACAGUAGUGCCGACACAUCAUUUUGCAGAAUCACAUCUCUGGAGAUUAGGUCGGUUCACCCCGAAGACGCCGGGGAAAUAUUGUUUGUUGCCAGAAACUCGAAAGGCAUUGAUGAUGCUACUAUUAUCCUCAACGUCACACAUCAGGCUGGCUUCUCUUUCACUGAGGAGAACUCUUUCGCAGAGAAGCUGGAAAUUACCUGGAUGUUGACAACGUGGUUGAGCGUAGCUGUGGCCUUGUCCGACAGACUAGGACGUGGUGCAAGCUGACACAGAUCUUAAAGAGUAUUUAAACCACGUGCGAGCACAUGAACGUCCCACAGGCACCACAUGAGGUGUGCAUGUACCUGCCACGAAGACACAGUGUAACAGCUGCGCAGGGAAGAACAAUGCCGAACGUUCUUCAGCCAAUCGGGUGCCACAAGCGAGUACGUCGUCGCCAACUUACAAGGGCUGAGCGUCCAUACACUGGCAGCACAAUACCACAGACAAAGUCAAUGUUUCUAUAAACGUCGUGCCGAGGAGGGAUAAAAUUGUGAUAAUCCUCCACACUAUAUUGUACAUGAUGGAAAUGUUGUGGGUUUUGUGUUGAAAAUGUUUAUUACCUGUAAAAAAAAUGUUGCAAAAUAAAGUAGAGGUGAUAUUCACAAUCAA